Arabidopsis thaliana (thale cress) is the source of this 357-nucleotide messenger RNA. Its product is annotated as PRA1 (Prenylated rab acceptor) family protein. The transcript has a single exon. Gene Ontology annotation, cellular component: endoplasmic reticulum; membrane; endomembrane system. Bases 1 to 357 code for a protein of 118 amino acids. The record is from RefSeq and is marked reviewed. Gene Ontology annotation, biological process: vesicle-mediated transport. Lineage: Eukaryota; Viridiplantae; Streptophyta; Magnoliopsida; Brassicales; Brassicaceae.
AUGACGCGAUUCUGGAAGAACUCCUCUUAUUUCAGGGUGAAUUACGUCUGCAUCAUCGCUCUGAUCAUCAGUUUCUCUCUUCCCGCCCACCCAUUCUCGCUCAUCCUCCUCCUAUGCCUCGCCGCUUCAUGGCUCUUCCUCUACCUCUUCCGUCCAUCCGAUCGACCUCUUAUCCUCAUCGGCCGAUCUUUCUCCGAAUACGAGACUCUCGGUGGCUUGAUACUAUCCACGAUCGCCGUGAUCUUUUUCACCAGCGUCGGAUCUGUACUGAUAUCCGCUCUCAUGAUCGGAAUAACAACAAUUCCACCCCUGGUCGACGAAUUCUUUGUCCUGGUCGAGGAUUCCAUCACCUGGUAG